UAUUAUAGUAAAUAUACAGUAAUUUAUAGCACAUAUACGGUAUACCUAUUGAUAUUAAGUUUGUGUUCCCAUAACAAGUCAUUACAAUAAUUUGUAAUCAUAUCGACUAUCAAUUUAAAAGUACAUGAUGGAAAUAGAGAUGAAGAGCGAUUCCAAAGAGGAUAGUAAUGGAGUACCUGAUGGCACAUCAUUGUUGGUCAACCAAACUAUAUCUGUAACUCAAAAAAGACAAAAGAAGUCUUCAGCACCCAUUCCUCAACGUAUUCGACCCAUAAGUAAACGCAAAAAAUUUAAGAAGUCAUUGGGUCCCGACUUCUUAGAGACGGCAGAACUUGGAAUGGCUUACCUUCGCGACACAUAUGAACCAAAAUGUGAUAUCUGUUCGCUAACGAUGUUCUCUUCUUCGACUUCUUUUAAUGUAUUAGAAGAACUUCUUCAUUGCAAUAAUUGUGAUGCAAAAGCACAUCCCAGUUGUGUGAAUGUCAACGAAGAAGUGGUGCAUAAGACUCAAUGGCAGUGCCAUAACUGUAAGCUGUGUUCAGUUUGUCACCAAAAUGAUACUAACGAAUAUGUUAUUAUAUGUAUGACUUGUAGUAAAGGUUUUCAUGUGAGAUGUCAUUCAACACAAAUUAUUAAUAAACCAAAAGGCAAUUGGUAUUGUAAUAACUGUUGUAGCAAAGGAUCAGUACAUUUACUCGUAUCAAACGGAGUGUCCGACAAAAAGAGUGUUUGUGAACAAUCAGAUGAAUCCGAUGAAGAAGAAACUGAAAACAUUGUCGAACCAAAAGAAGAGAAAUGCUUUGAUUUUGUUAAUCAAAAUGACGACAAUUAUGUCAAUGAUAAUGAAAAGAUAAGCUCUGAUGACUCUCGCGAUUCUCUUAAAGAACAAAUGAAUAGACAACAGAAUAAUGAAAAUAUUGAUGAAUUAAUAGAAAACAAUAAAUUGAAUGAUAUUAAUGAGGAUAAUGAUAAACAAGACGACAAAGUGAUGGAUACGGAUUCAAUAUCUAAUGCUGAGAGUUCCAGUAAUACAAACCUAAGUCCAAAACCUGCCAUUAGUCCACAGAAGUGGACUGUUGAAGAAGUGGAAACAUUUAUACGCGACUCUGGUUUCCCAUCAGAGUCUUUAAUAUUUAAAGAACAAGAAAUUGAUGGCAGAUCUCUAUUACUAUUAAGAAGAAUGGAUGUAUUAACCGGAUUAUCACUUAAAUUAGGUCCAGCUCUCAAAAUAUACAAUCAUAUAUCACGUCUUCAAGGACUUGAAACGUCACAACAAUUAAAUAAUUGUUAA
Oppia nitens is the source of this 1291-nucleotide messenger RNA. RefSeq names its product bromodomain adjacent to zinc finger domain protein 1A-like. The transcript has 7 exons. Gene Ontology annotation, molecular function: protein binding. The record is from RefSeq and is a predicted model, not a curated record. Bases 125 to 1291 code for a protein of 388 amino acids. NCBI's taxonomy places the organism in Eukaryota, Metazoa, Arthropoda, Arachnida, Sarcoptiformes, Oppiidae.